GUCUGUCGUGAGUUCGAAUCUCGAUGAGCGGAAUCUUUUUUUUUCAUUGCAGAAUUAAGCUCUAAUCUGCCGCUGUUUUCGAGGCCCUUGCAACCGAGCUGCCGCAGGCUUGCGCCGCGGCCUAGGCGCCCCCAGGCCCUUGCAACCGAAAGGUUAGGUUAGGUUAGGUUUUAUUCUCUUCUCGAAGGACCAAAAUAUCAGCUGACCCAAAAACGGAAGAUGUGUAACGGCCAUAAGGAUAUUGUCCCUAGUUUUGAAGUGAGUGGAAUGAAUAGUUACGAGCGACUAGCGAAACAAGUCCAUGAAGCUCUCCACCCCUCACAUCAUGGAGCCGUGCAGUGCCCAGUUCGACAAAGUACCCGUGAUUGAGGUGACCACCGAGAAUUUGACCCUUGUUUGGCCCAAACUCAUGGAAUGCAUUCAAAAAUCGCAUUUUGUGGCCCUUGACUGUGAGUUAAGUGGCUUAGGGGAUCGGAAGAAACUGAAUCAGCCUUCGGUGGAGGAUCGCUUUGUGAACAUGAAUGCGGUAGCCCAAACUCGAUCCAUUGUGGCUUUGGGCUUGAGUACCUUCCAUCAUCGGGAUGACUAUCGAUAUCAAGUGGACACAUUUAAUUUGAUGGCGCUUUGCUCCGAGGAUUACAUCGUCGAACCCGGAGCUUUAAAGUUUCUGGUUGAGCACGGAUUCGAUUUCCAGAAGCAGUAUUCAUCCGGCUUGCCCUAUUGUCGAGGCAAACUUGAGGAUAACCCCGAGCCACCACAACCAUCGUUGCGCCGCUUAUUCCAGUUUCUAGUCAAAUGCCAGAAGCCAUUGGUUGUGCACAAUGGUCUGAUUGACCUGGUGUUUCUCUACCAAAGCCUCUAUGCUCAAUUACCGUCCAAGUUGGAGACGUUUGUGGCAGAUCUCACUGCCAUGUUCCCACAAGGUCUUUAUGAUACGAAAUAUAUAGCCGACUACAUCACCCGCCACAAAUCAUCGUACUUGGAAUAUGUCUUUCGAAAAGAGCAAAUCACGAACCAAAUCAAAGCCUCCCAGAACCGACCUCAUGUUCAGUUGCAACUCGGUGACGAUGAGACGAUCUCCAAAUACUUCCAAUGGAUUCAAUACCGUUGGUGUGGCAUUGAAACCGCCGGGGACAACCAGAAUUUGAGUGAAAAUGGUGUUUGCGAGAAUUUCGCCAAUCACGGACAUUGCGUCAAUGGUCAAAAAUGCACCGUUUCUCACAACAUCGAUGACAUACUCUCGCACAAAGAGAGUAAAAAGUGGAAAAGAGACUGGAAAACCGCCAAUCCGGAGGAAGCCCGUUCAAACGGUUCGAGUGAUGAGAGCCAAUCGUCGACUUCUAGAGCGAGUGAUCGACAUCGAGCUGGUUUUGAUGCCUUUAUGACGGGGUUUGCCUUCGCGACGUAUCUGGUUCAUUUCACGAAAAUGCCCAAAACGCCCCUUAGUUUCGCAUCUGAACACAUUUGCACCGAAUCCUCGGUCAAUAAGUUGUAUCUGGUGUGCAAAGAUUUUCCUCUUAAUGUAAUGAAGAGCUUAUUCGCUCGGUAUUCCAUAGGACAUCACGAGGCUCUUAAGGCCAUCAAAGCUGCGUCUGUUCAAAGCAUAUCAGGAAUUCUUGCAAACUUGCCAGAAUCUUCGGAAAAACAAUAAACCCAAGUAUUAGAAUAUCAUCAUCAA
This is a messenger RNA of Tigriopus californicus, 1678 nucleotides long. RefSeq names its product target of EGR1 protein 1-like. Gene Ontology annotation, molecular function: 3'-5'-RNA exonuclease activity; metal ion binding; snRNA binding. The transcript has 5 exons. Gene Ontology annotation, biological process: snRNA 3'-end processing. Gene Ontology annotation, cellular component: cytoplasm; Cajal body. The record is from RefSeq and is a predicted model, not a curated record. Bases 302 to 1651 code for a protein of 449 amino acids. NCBI's taxonomy places the organism in Eukaryota, Metazoa, Arthropoda, Copepoda, Harpacticoida, Harpacticidae.